AUGAACGCAUACGCCGUAGUUUUUGCUCUUGGAGCUCUAGCUUGUGCCAGCGCUGGCGUUAUCUCCACAUCUUAUGGAUACGUCACCCCUGGUCUAGUUUCCGCUCACGGAGUAGUCUCACCGUAUGCCGUUCCCUACAUCGCCUCCCCCUACCUAUCAACCCCCUACGCUGCUGUCCUGCCAGCCGGUAAUGGACUCGAAGGCCAGUACGUCCCUGACAACCUCGAGAGGCUCUACGACGAUGGUUCCUACAAGCCCGAAGUCCGCGCCCUACCUCUGGCCGCCAGCCCCUACGGAUUGGUACCCGCUGGUUCGGGACUCGAAGGUCAAUACGUCCAGGACAACCUCGAGAAGUUGUACGAUGAUGGUUCCUACAGGCCCGAAGUCCGCGCCUUGCCAUUGGCUGCCAGUCCCUACGGAUUGGUACCAGCUGGAUCUGGACAUGAGGGUGCCUAUGUUCAUGACAAUAGCGAGCAUUUGUUCGAUGAUGGUUCCUACAGGCCCGAACUCCACCAUUAG
Molecule: messenger RNA, 519 nt
Organism: Phaedon cochleariae (mustard beetle)
Lineage: Eukaryota; Metazoa; Arthropoda; Insecta; Coleoptera; Chrysomelidae
Source: the annotation of a GenBank genome assembly